ACUGGAUACGAUGGAAUUACAUGAACUUUACUGGACUUGUGAAGGUUAUGUACAGCCAAGACCCUAACGGUGGGAUUCAUCUGUUUGGGAUCCCAGAGAGUUCGCCGCGGCCGUGCCGCCGUGCGUUUGGCGCUGUGCCAGACAGAGUUGCGCGCUUGUGAGCCAGAGGAUUCUGCAGCAGCUGGAUUGGGUUACUCAUCACCUGACGUUUCUUCACGCCGCGCCCCAUCCUCAACGGGAGGAUCUGCAAUCCGCAUCAAGAUGAGGGUUUUUUGGUUGUCGCUAGCAGUCACGUUACUUACAACUGUUAACUCUAAAGUUCUGAGGUCGGAGACGGUGGACCAGUUCAGCACCCUCCGGCUUGACUGUGACGUUUCGGAGUAUGGCCAGCUGGUGGACCAGGGACAGAUAAACAUUAGUUGGGAGGCCAUGGGCAAGGAUGUGGUCAGCUAUAAUGGUAGCAGUUUCCGCUAUGGCCCCCUGUUUGCAGACAGGGUGUCUGCCUUCUGGGACUCUUCAGGGAAUUUUUCUGCAGUCCUGAGCCCCGUGGUGUUGAGUGAUUCAGAUGUCUAUGAGUGCCUGGUGGAUGGCAAGAAGAGCCUCUCUACGGUCCUCAUCACAGUUGAAAGAGAAAAAAGUGGAGGAUUGGAAUUGGACACCGUUCUGGCCAUUAACAAGAAUGCUAAUGUCACGUUGAACUGUUACGGUAAGAUUUCCAAGUCUUCAGCACUGGAUAAAGUCAGCAUUUACUGGAGGAAAGAAAGAGAGGUCAUCUACAGUGCCAUUGAUGGAAUCCCGCCAAAUCCGCCAAGCUUCUGGUACAAGAACCUAUUCCUGGAUGAAAGCAGAGUUCAUACAUAUGGUGACCUCUCCCUACGCAUUUUUAAUGCGUCUGUUGAAGAUUCAGGGAUCUAUACAUGCUCGUACAACAACAAAAACUUUUUUGCCGAAGAGGAUGCGGCCAAAGUCUUCUUUUUUGUGAGAGACUCUUCAAUAGUUGAAGACAGUUCAGGCACUACUGCUAAGGAGACUUGGUAUCCAGACACCACUGCUGAGCCUACCACUGUCGAGCCUACCACUGCUGAACCUGAAAGCCCUACUGAAGUCACCACUAGUCUACCUGAAAAGGAGCUCUGGCCAGCCCUAGCGACACUCCAGGCAUCAACCACUGCAGCCCCUCAGCGACAGACGUUUGAAGAAGCUUAUGAAGAUUGGAACACAUUACCUCCAGAAGCUUGGGGCACAUUUCCUCCAGAAACCAGCGAUGAUGUGAUUGCGGAAGAAGAGACUGGCCCUGUUGUGCCGUGGGUUCUCAUUGGAAUCAUCAGUGGAGUUCUGAUUCUAACUGUUCUCAUUCUGGGACCACUAGUAGCCAUGGGCAAGAUUUAAUUCAUAUGAACGAUUGUGAGGCGAUAAGAUGAUCAAAGUUAUGCAAAAAUCACACAUCAUGCUGAGAAUGUGCCCAGGAAACCCUGUGAUCUUUAUCAGUUUUUUCCUUCUGCCCAAUUUGUAGAUCAGGACAAUAUAAAUGUGGCCUUUUUUUCCCCCUUAAAAGUCAGAAAAGAUAAAGUCUUGAAUGCCAUACCCCCAAAAAUUGCUGUUGCCGUUUUGAGACUUGACUGGUUCGAACCUGACAGGGAAAUACUGCCUGGGAGUAAGUCUAAGGGUGCAUUCUAAUAUGCAGACUCCCGUCCUCCCUUGCAUGCUGGUGGCCUCGCGAUGACAUCAAGAACAACAGAAAUGUAUUUCAAUACCUUGCAAAAGCGCAAUUCUAAUGUAAUUCUCUCAUUUGCAGUCGGUAUGGUGAAUGAAGAAUAGUCUACCACAAGCUAGGCUAACAGCAGGUAAACUUAAUAUUCUCCAUGG
Messenger RNA from Engraulis encrasicolus (European anchovy), 1866 nucleotides. RefSeq lists its product as uncharacterized. The coding region runs from base 262 to 1389 and encodes 375 amino acids. The transcript is spliced from 8 exons. Gene Ontology annotation, cellular component: external side of plasma membrane. Gene Ontology annotation, biological process: cellular response to lipopolysaccharide; immune response; positive regulation of T cell proliferation. NCBI's taxonomy places the organism in Eukaryota, Metazoa, Chordata, Actinopteri, Clupeiformes, Engraulidae. The record is from RefSeq and is a predicted model, not a curated record.